Messenger RNA from Nicotiana tabacum (common tobacco), 2095 nucleotides. RefSeq names its product oxalate--CoA ligase. NCBI's taxonomy places the organism in Eukaryota, Viridiplantae, Streptophyta, Magnoliopsida, Solanales, Solanaceae. Gene Ontology annotation, biological process: fatty acid metabolic process. The record is from RefSeq and is a predicted model, not a curated record. Gene Ontology annotation, molecular function: medium-chain fatty acid-CoA ligase activity.
UUGCUUCUACUUACGUCACUUCCACAACAAUCGUUCUUCUAACGGACACAGCGUAAUCCUAGGUGAGAAUAUCGAGGAAAUGUGUGUGUGCACUCUCCAAAAAGAAUUUGCCACUUGUCAUACUAUACCCUCUGCUCUCGCCUUCACCAAAACGAAUUUUGCUUUUGCUACUCAUUAGAUCCUCCCUACUUCUUUGCAUCUGGCCGCCGCUACUCUAUAUAUAUAUAUAUAUAUAUAUAUGCCUUGGACUCAUUUUUUCUCUUAGUAUUUAAUCUUCUUCUUUAAUUUCUUGUGGCUGGUAAUAUAUAUCAACUCCAAAAGGGUUGAUUCUUUUGUUAAAAAAAGAAAAUGGAAAGUAAUUUGACACUCACGGGGUUUCUGAAACAUACUGCUGCAAAAUUCCCUACCCGUCGGGCUAUAUCUGUUUCGGGGAAAUUCGAUGUAACACAUGCAAGGCUUCAUGAACUUAUCGAACAUGCCGCUUCUCAACUUGUUGCUGCUGGUGUUAAGCCCCGUGAUGUCGUCGCUCUUACCUUUCCCAAUACCAUUGAGUUGGUGAUUAUGUUUUUGGCUGUAAUUCGAGUUGGAGCCACGGCAGCGCCACUAAAUUCAGCAUACACGUCCGAAGAAUUCGAGUUCUAUUUAUCAGAUUCCGAGUCCAAACUGUUGUUAAUUGCAAAGGAAGGUAAUGAGGCAGCUCAAGCAGCAGCAACGAAGCUCAAUGUCCCUCAAAUUGCUGUGACUCUGCCCCAUUCCGACUCUAAUGUCUCUCUCAUCCAGAGUAAUCCGCUCUCAGAUUCUGAAUCGGUUUCUAAGAUUGUUAAUGAACCGUCCGAUGUUGCACUUUUCCUCCAUACCUCUGGCACCACGAGCAGACCAAAGGGUGUUCCCCUGACACAACACAAUUUAGUAUCAUCAGUGAACAACAUCAAAUCGGUUUACAAACUCACUGAAUCCGACUCUACAGUCAUCGUUUUGCCACUCUUUCAUGUCCAUGGAUUAAUUGCAGGGUUACUGAGCUCACUUGGUGCUGGAGGAUCUGUGACACUCCCUGCAUCUGGGAGAUUCUCUGCUUCAUCUUUCUGGUCAGAUAUGAAAAAUUACAACGCCACAUGGUACACAGCUGUGCCUACUAUUCACCAAAUCCUAUUGGAUCGCCACUUGAGCAGUCCCGAAUCUGCUUACCCGAAACUCCGAUUCAUUAGGAGUUGCAGUGCUGCUCUAGCACCAUCUAUACUAUCUAGGCUAGAAGAAGCAUUCGGUGCACCUGUUUUAGAGGCAUAUGCAAUGACAGAGGCCACACAUUUAAUGUGUUCAAAUCCAUUACCUGAAAAUGGUCCACACUUGCCAGGGUCAGUAGGAAAACCUGUGGGUCAAGAAAUGGCAAUAUUGGAUGAGAAUGGUGUGGUACAAGGGCCUGAUUCAAAGGGAGAGAUUUGCAUUAGGGGUCCAAAUGUUACUAAAGGGUACAAGAAUAAUCCUGAGGCUAAUAAAUCUGCUUUCCAGUUUGGUUGGUUUCAUACUGGAGAUGUUGGAUACUUGGACUCUGAUGGAUAUUUGCAUUUGGUUGGAAGGAUCAAGGAAUUGAUCAACCGUGGAGGGGAAAAAAUAUCACCUAUAGAAGUGGAUGCGGUCCUUGUUUCUCAUCCUGAUAUUUCUCAGGCUGUUGCUUUCGGGGUUCCUGAUGACAAAUAUGGUGAAGAGAUAAACUGCGCAGUUAUUCCACGAGAAGGGUCAAAGAUAGAUGAAGCAGACGUCGCGGGAUUCUGCAAGAAAAAUCUGGCAGCCUUUAAGGUCCCAAAAAAGGUGUUUAUGACCGAUUCUCUUCCAAAAACUGCAACUGGUAAAAUUCAACGAAGACUUGUCGCGGACAGAUCUCAACUGCAAAAGUGCCCAAGUUUGGAGCUUAAAAAUAUACUUGGGUCUCUACAAUUGCUUAAGCAGAUUAACGGUUACUAAAAAGACUAGUAUUUUGGGGGCGUUAUGUUUCAAUAGUAGGUUAUUAUUUUUGGUAAAAUUAUUAAAAGUUCUUUUCUCUGUAGAAGUGGCUAUUAAACACAGAUAUUUUUACAAUGAAUUGGUUCUGGUCUUUUUA